GCCGCGCGCCGGGCUGCGCAGUCAUGAUCACCGCCGGGGCCGGAGCCGGAGCCCCGGAGCGCCAGGACCCCGCGUGGCCUUGGAAGGAAGCCCCGAUCAGCACGCUGGUGCAGCGCAUCCACCAGCUGCAGGCUGAGCGCGCACAGGCCUUCCGCCGCCUGGAGGAAGCCCACCGCCAGUACCUGCGCAGCGGGCCGCCCCCCGACUUCGCCAGCUACCGGAGCGCAGUGCACGAGGUGACCCAGGCCUUCGCCGCCGCCUCCAGGGAGGUGCUGGCCGUGGAAGCAGAGCUGGCGGGGCCCCGCGCGCAGCCGCUGCUCGCCGGCCACGUGCGCAGCCUGCAGCAGCUGGAGCAGACGCGCCUGACCUCGGUGGCCUUGCUGCAGCUGAUGGGGACACCCGAGCUGUCCGGGCCAGACGACGCAGGCCAGAUGGAGCAGCUGAAAAUGAAGGUAAUUAAAACCAUGGAAGCCAUCAGCGAGGUCCUCCAAGACCUCAGGUUUGAUGCCGAAGCAGCCGAGUGAAGGUGGCUCCCCGGGGACGCGCCGAGGGACAGCUGGGAAAUGAGGAGGCCCUUGACCGCCAGCCAGCUGGCUGGGGUCAUGUCCGGCUGGACGGCUGACCUUGCUCCAGCCCCGUCCACCUCCGUUAGUAAAGGACUCUGCAGCCGUG
This is a messenger RNA of Ochotona princeps (American pika), 672 nucleotides long. RefSeq names its product required for excision 1-B domain containing (gene REX1BD). The record is from RefSeq and is a predicted model, not a curated record. The transcript is spliced from 5 exons. NCBI's taxonomy places the organism in Eukaryota, Metazoa, Chordata, Mammalia, Lagomorpha, Ochotonidae. The coding region runs from base 24 to 524 and encodes 166 amino acids.